CCUUUUUUCGUACUGAGGAAAUAUAUUUGAAACAUUUUUUCCUUUUCCUUCUUUCCACAAAAUAAUGAAUUUUCAUUAAAAAUUUUCAAAAUUAUUAUUAUAGUUUUAAUGGAAAAGUUAUAUAGCGAAAAAAAUAUAGAACAGCAGAUUCUAUCACUUGUAUUGCGCAUGAAGGAGUAACAUUUAAAUUUAUUUUGUAUACAUAUAGUUCUAAGUGUCUUAUAAUGUAUAGGAAAUGUGCAAGUGUUUUAAAGAAAAUAUAUUUUUUUUAUAUAUUUAACAUUUUAUCGCGAACAUAGCGCUAUUCGUAUGCGGGAAUCAAUAGAUACUUGUAACUAUUAGCAACAGUGACCAAAAAUGAUACUGUCAAGAUCUAAGCCAGCCUCUUCUGAGGGGGUGAAGAGGUCAACAUCGGAAAAGAAAAUACCUAAAUUAGAGGAAUUUUUGGAGAAACGAGAUUAUACUGGAGCUCUUACACUUCUCGAGUUCAACAGCACCUCGGAGACUAGUUUAAACUUUGAACUAUGGAUGGGCUACUGUGCUUUUCACCUAGGAGAUUACAAACGUGCUGCUACAAUAUAUGAAAACUUGAGAAACAAGGAUCAAACAGCUGUGGAUUUGCUAACAAACUUAGCUUGUUGCUAUUUUUACCUUGGGAUGUACCCUGAGUCACAGAAAAUUCUGGAGGAUGCUCCAGAUAGCAAACUGAAGAACAGACUUCUCUUUCACUUAGCACAUAAAAUGGGUAAUGAAUCAAAAUUGAAUGAUUACAAUCACAUGCUACAGGAUGUCAUAGAGGAUCAACUCAGCCUGGCAUCCAAUCAUUACCUUAGAGCUCAUUACCAAGAGGCCAUUGAUGUUUAUAAAAAAAUUUUGCUGGAGAACAGAGAAUAUUUUGCAUUAAACGUAUACGUUGCUCUGUGCUACUAUAAACUGGACUAUUAUGAUGUAGCACAGGAAGUUCUUCAAGUGUAUCUGCAAAAGUAUCCUGACAGUGCAAUUGCAAUUAAUCUGAAAGCAUGCAAUCAUUUUCGAUUAUACAAUGGAACUGCUGCACAGAAUGAAAUGAAACAGUUAAUAGAUAAAAUGUCCAACUCUUUCAGUUCCAGUCAUGAUCUUAUACGUCACAAUUCAGUUGUAUUCAAAGGUGGAGAAGGUGCGCUACAAAUUUUGCCCAACUUAGUGGACGUUAUACCAGAGGCUCGACUUAAUUUAGUAAUCUAUUACUUGAAACAAGACGAUGUGCGAGAGGCAUUCGAAUUAAUCAAGGAUCUUGAACCAGCAGUACCACAGGAAUACAUUUUACAGGGGAUAGUUAACGCGGUGAUGGGGCAAGAGACUAAUUCUCGAGAUAACAUAAAAACAGCCCAACAAUGUUUCCAACUAGUGGGCUCUUCAGCGUCAGAAUGCGACACCAUACCUGGAAGACAAUGCAUGGCCUCUUCCUUCUUCCUCUAUCGCCAAUUUGAAGAAGUUCUGGUGUAUUUGCACUCGAUCAAAACUUACUUUUCUAACGAAGACAACUUCAACUUCAAUUAUGCCCAGGCACAAGCAGCAGCUGGCUACUUUAAGGAGGCAGAGGAAGCAUUCUUAACUAUACGAAAUGAAAAAUAUAAAAAUGAUUACAUUUACAUUAGUCUUCUGGCUCAUUGUUAUAUAAUGAAUAAGAAGCCUCAGUUGGCAUGGAAUUUAUACUUAAAAAUGGACACGACUACGGAGUCGUUUAAUUUACUGCAACUGAUCGCGAAUGACUGUUACAAAGUUGGUGAAUUUUGGUACGCCGCAAAGGCCUUCGACAUGUUGGAACGGAUGGAUCCUAGUCCUGAGAACUGGGAAGGAAAACGUGGCGCUUGUUGCGGUACAUUUCAGUAUAUUGUAGCUGAGAAACAGCCCAAAGAACUGUUACCUGAUGUUAUACAGCUUUUGAAAAAUACUUCUAAUUCUCAAGUGGAUCAAAUCAUCCGGGUGAUGAGAAAGUGGGGUAAAGAUAACCGUAUCAACUGUUGACAAUUAAAAACUACUGAACAAUAAAGUGGGCGUUAUCGUUAAUUGUAUCAGCCACGAGUGGCCUUAUCUGAUAGCAAACAAUUGGACAGUG
Molecule: messenger RNA, 2098 nt
Organism: Nomia melanderi (Alkali bee)
Lineage: Eukaryota; Metazoa; Arthropoda; Insecta; Hymenoptera; Halictidae
Gene: Ttc26
Product: tetratricopeptide repeat domain 26
Biological process (GO): intraciliary anterograde transport; intraciliary transport involved in cilium assembly
Cellular component (GO): ciliary basal body; ciliary base; intraciliary transport particle B
Molecular function (GO): intraciliary transport particle B binding; protein binding
Source: RefSeq, a predicted model, not a curated record